AAGGGAAUAUCACGCACGGGUGUCGUUGUGAAAGCAGUUGUUCCUCCACGUCCAGACACCCAUCUUUACACGUUAAAACUCUUUUUUUACGCGAUAUUUUUAACGGAAUCAGCUCUUUACCGAUAUUGCUUCAGUGUGGUUUGCGACAGGUAGUGUCAGCUUCCUGCACGGCGAUUUUAAUGGGGGUCUUGUAUCGAUAAAGCAACCCCCCUCCCCCCCCGACGGACCCUCGCUCGAACCGGACUCGGGCGCUGUCCUCGCCGGGGGGUGUCCGAUCCCAGUUCUAUUUUUGACUACGAAAAGCAAACUGUGGAGUUCGAAAAUGGCAGGAAAUCUGAAGAAAGGUGGGGGGCUAAUUGGCAUGAUGAAGGACGCUUUUCAGCCUCACCAUCACCUCCACCACUCCCAUCACCAGCCCGGGGCUGUGGACAAAAAGACUGUGGAGAAAUGCUGGAAAUUCAUGGACAAGGUGGUGCGAUUAUGCCAGAACCCCAAGUUGGCCUUGAAGAACAGCCCUCCAUACAUACUGGACCUGUUGCCAGACACCUACCAGCAUCUACGCACAAUCCUGUCUCGUUACGAAGGGAAGAUGGAAACGCUGGGUGACAACGAGUAUUUCCGUGUUUUUGUGGAGAAUUUAACCAAGAAGACGAAGCAAACCAUAAGUCUGUUCAAGGAAGGCAAAGAGCGAAUGUUCGAGGAGAACUCGCAGCCCAGACGGAACCUGACAAAAUUGUCACUGAUAUUCAGUCACAUGCUAGCUGAGCUCAAAGCCAUCUUUCCCAAUGGACUGUUUCAAGGAGAUAACUUCAGAAUUACCAAAGCAGAUGCUGCAGAGUUCUGGAGAAAAUCGUUUGGGGACAAGACCAUUGUGCCUUGGAAGGUGUUCCGGCAAGCCCUGCAUGAAUUCCACCCCAUCAGCUCAGGCCUCGAGGCCAUGGCUCUUAAAUCCACCAUUGACCUCACCUGCAAUGACUACAUCUCUGUCUUUGAGUUCGACAUCUUCACCAGGCUUUUUCAGCCAUGGUCGUCAUUGCUGAGAAACUGGAACAGCCUGGCAGUGACUCAUCCAGGGUACAUGGCCUUUCUCACCUAUGAUGAAGUCAAAGCUCGUCUCCAAAAAUUCAUCCACAAGCCUGGCAGCUAUAUCUUCAGACUGAGCUGUACGCGGCUCGGCCAGUGGGCUAUUGGUUACGUCACGGCUGAUGGGAACAUCUUGCAGACCAUUCCUCACAACAAACCCCUCUUCCAAGCUCUCAUCGAUGGCUUCAGGGAAGGAUUCUACCUUUUCCCUGAUGGCCGCACUCAGAACCCAGACCUCACAGGUCUGUGUGAGCCCUCCCCUCAAGACCAUAUCAAAGUCACACAGGAGCAAUACGAGUUGUACUGUGAGAUGGGCUCCACCUUCCAGCUGUGCAAGAUCUGCGCAGAGAACGACAAGGAUGUGAAAAUUGAGCCGUGCGGCCACCUCAUGUGCACUUCCUGCCUUACGGCCUGGCAGGAGUCAGAAGGCCAGGGCUGCCCCUUCUGUCGCUGUGAAAUUAAGGGCACAGAGCCCAUCGUCGUUGACCCCUUUGACCCCAAGGACCCUAACAGCAGCUCCUAUGGUGGCUGCAGGGGCUCAUUUGGAGCGGAGGGCACGCCAUCGCCCAGCUACGACGAUGACGAUGAUGAUCGAUUGGAAGACUCUUUCAUGAUUAGCAAAUUGGUCGGUGCUAAGGUGGAGAGGCCGCCUUCACCGCUGUCAAUCGUCCCUCAGCCCAUCGUUCCCCCAGUACCUCCCCGCCUUGAUCUGCAUCCUCUUAGACCCACCAACCCUCCCGGAGCCUCUAGUCCAGGGGCCACAUCCAAGGCCCCCUCACAUCAUAAGGACAAGCCAUUACCCUUGCCCCCAACUUUAAGAGACCUGCCCCCUCCUCCUCCCCCAGACCGGCCACCCCCAACCGUGUCAGAUAGCCGGCUUCUGAGACGUCCUCUCCCCAGUACGCCUGGAGAACCUCCUUGGGACAAAUUGCCUCCUGCCCCUCCCAACCGCAACAUGCCAGACUGGAACUCCCGGCCGGUACCCAAAGCCCCCUCCCAGCCACCAGCAGCCGCAGACUCCCGCGGAAAUCGAGAACUCUCCAACCGACACUCCCUGCCUCUGCAACUACCCUCUGCACUUGAUGGCAGAGCAGAAGGUGCAAGAAACAAUGGUCCCCCCAGCCUGGACCACCAACUGAGUUUUGGAUCAUCUAUUGCUGGGUCAGAGUAUGACAGCCCAAAAGUGAAGCCAUCUGCCUCAGCUAAUGCCAUCUAUUCCCUGGCCAUCAGGCCUCUCCCAGCAGUGAAGCCGCAGACGGGGGAGGACGCCUGUGAGAACGACGAGGAGUCAGAGUACAUGACCCCAUCUUCUCUGCCAGCCCUCCCUUCUGCUGCAGGGGAAGCAGUACCAAGACCUCCUCCACCUUCUCUUAGUUCCAGGAGCAUGCUCAAUGAAAUUGAGUCAGAAAGCCCACAGAUGUAUGAAGCCAUGUAUAACAUCCAAGCCCAGGCCCUCACUGCCUCUGGAUCACAGACCAGCAACUCAGAUUACUCAGAAUUGCCUCCUUUGACCUGCUCGAAUGGGCUAAUGGAUCCAAUUGGUGCAGUUGGUGAGGAGGAGGAGAACAACUAUGACUACCCCAAACCUCUACACUUUGCCCAUGCCCGGCGCACACUCUCUGACGUGAACCCCUCUGCCUUCAGCCGCCUCUCCAUAGACAGUGAGCUCGGAGCAACAUCAACAGUCACGGACCCCUCUGAAGCCCCUGAGCGGCCUCCAAAGCCUCUUCCCCGCCGCAUCAACUCAGAACGCAGGCCCAGUCCUGUUCCCCCUGGAGCGACUCCAGGGCCCAGCCAGCAGAUCACCAGCGAGAUUGAGCACCUCUUGAGCCAGGGCUACUCCCACCAGGACAUCCAAAAAGCCCUUAUGAUUGCACAGAACAAUAUCGAAAUGGCCAAGAACAUUCUGAGGGAGUUUGUGUCCAUUCCCUCUACUGCACAUAUCUUAACAUAGCAAACAUUUUCCGAGCACCUGUCAUGCUUGCAUUCGUCUCAGACUCCAGAAGAGGGGGAACUACUAGCUCUAGUGACAGCGAGAGCUCUUCUCCAUAAUACUUCUUGGAAUCUCUGUCCUCCUUUGUGUGUUGAAGAACGCCGCUCCGUUGCAAGCGACUCUUCUGCCUGAAGCAUAACCAAUCUUGGUAUGUCUUAAGGCGUCGCAUGUCCCCCGAGGUUUUCUGUGAAAUUUAAUGACAAAACAAAAAAAGACAAAAACAUGUAUGUGUUUAUGUAAUGAUUUAAUAUAUAAAUCAGAAUAAUGAGUUAAUAUAUACACAUGUAGGUCAGAGAGGGAGGUUAGCUGCAGAGAUAUGUGAAGUAUUAGGCCUCAGAGUUUAGAUGGCUAAAGGGAGUUCAGUUAAACACAGCAGACUGCAGCUGAGCAUUUUCUAGUGUGAAAAAAUGGCCUUUCACUUGUGUUGCUUCGGUACAUUUCUUAGUGUGUGUGACUUUCAUUGUUUUCGUCUGUCAAGUAAAAUGGCGUACGUGUCGGCCCCCUCAACGCAGUCACCUGUUUUAGAGAAUUCCCCAGAUGAGGUGCUGUUUUGGGAUACCGCUCAACCUAAAGCAACCAGUUCUCCACUAUGACCAUGACCUCCAGGGUACUGUGAGGACAGGACUGUGGGAUUUCAGUGCGUGGUGGUGGCUGGCAUCGGAAAUGGGCUCUCCGUUAGCCUCGUUAUGUCUGUGUAGCAUUACUGUAACUGUACUGUACCAUAAAUUUCACUCCCAAAAUUGAGCAGAUGAACUGAAUUAAAGCAAUAGUUCACCCAAAAUGAUAUCAUCACUUACUCCCCCUCAUGUCAUUCCAAACCCAUAUGACUUUCUUUCUUGGAACACAAUUGGAGAUUUUAGGAAUGACAGGCUCUAUUGUCAUUCACUUUCAUUUUAAGGAAUGGUUUCUGAGACUAACAUACUGGAAUGAGGGUGAGUAAAUGAUGACAGAAUUUUCAUUUUUGGCUGAACUAUCACUUUAAGGACAGCCAGUCUAAUUCCCAAUUGGUGGAACGUGCUGAUGAAGGGUACACACUUCUGUUGAGACUAAUUUGAUUUUAAAACUCACUUUACUCCCUCUGUCUGAAGCAGGAUGGCAGGGGACAUGCUAAUUGUUUGCUCUAAUCUGAAUGUGUCAUUAAUACGGUUGUCUCUUACAGACUUUUGUGAAGUUGUGUGUUUACUAAAGAUUGUGAUCUCUAAUAGAGUAAGAGUAGCGUAGAGAAGUUGGACAGGAAGGUGAUACUGCUCAUAAGUAUUUGCUUAUAAAUGUCCAAGUCCUGGCCAAAUUUCUGUAUUCGGUGAGGACUGAAAUCACUCAUGGGGAGGUUCUGACUCGUGUAUGAAUCUGUUCAUCUUCAAAACCAUGCCAUUUGAUCACCUUAAUAUAUUGUUGUUAUUAUUAAUGUUAUUAUUAUUUUUGGAUUUAUUGUUAUUAAUACAGAAGUGCUUUACUGCUGCUAUCAUUGUUAGUGCUAAACAAUUAAGCCUUAAAUGUACAUUUGUGAAUACUGUGUAUAACCCAUUUUAAAGUGACAGUAUCUGUUCUGUGUAAUUUGGUAAUGUAGCAUACUUGAAAAUCAGCAUCUUGCGCAGGUGUGAGACCGGUUUGAUUGAGCUUUUUUGUUUUUCAGUCUGUUUGCAUGUGUAUGUGUGCGAACAUGUUUGGCUGUAAAAGACCAGACAUGGGAAGUCUGCUCUCAUCCAGGUACUCUUUACAUUGCGUAUUGCUUGAAAACAUACGUUUAUCGAACUGAGGUCAAAUGCAUCAUGGGGCUCAUCGCAGAAGGUCUUAUUUAUUUUCUUUCCUUGUCUUUCAAGACUUUGUGUUUGAAGGAUAGUUCUCCCAAAAAUGAUAAUUGGAACUUGUUGUUCCAAACCCAUUACUUUUUUUUUUCCCCCUUUUCUUUUUUUUUUUUUUUCUCCUUUUCUUUUUUUUUUUUUCUCCUUGGUAAAAAAAAACUAAACAAAAAGAGAGAGAUCAGUUGAUAUUAGGAAGGUUAGACUCAGCCACCAUUCAUAUCCAUUGCAUCUUUUUUUUUUUUUUCAUACAAAAAGUGAAUGGUGGCUACAUUCACUUUUAGUAUGAAAAGGCAGAGUAACAUUCUGCCUAAAAUUUCCUUUUGUGUUCCAAAGAAGAAAGUCAUACGGGUUUGGAACAACAAGAGGGUGAGUAAAUCAUGACAGAAUUUACAUUUUGGGUAAACAAUCCCUUUUAACCCUGUCAUGUAUUGGGUCAACUUUUCAGCGGCAGCCCUGUUUAAGCUAUGAUCGCAGUGCCCACAGUCCGCCUGCUGUUAGGGAGAGGGGGCAAGUUCCUAUUUUUGGGCCCUCCCAGUCUCCUCUUGUACUCAGGAAUACCAUACAUUUAAACAGAAUCUGCAUUGGUGACUCCGUACUAGUGAGUGGUAAUUGACCUUUUAACCUGUGCAAGACUUGCUCAUGUACAGGGUGAAACCAAUGCUAGACUACUUUAAAAAAUAAAUAAAUACAAAUAAUCAAGAUUACAGUGAGGCACUUACAAUGGAAGUGAAUGGGGGGCCAAUUUUUGAAUGUUAAAAUACUCACUUUUUCAAAAGUAUAGCAACAAGAUAAAGGAUAUUUGAGUAAAUUUGAUUUUAGUGUGAUGAAGUUGCUCACUAACCUUUUGUGUGUAGUUAUAGCCAAUUUGAUAACCUCGUUGUCUUGACGAUGUAAUGUCAACAACCUCUAAAAUGACUGCAAAAAUUACAAUUUAAACAACUUAACCGCUCAAAUAAUUCAGAAGAAACAGUUUUAACAGAAUAAUAAAUUAAAGUGCUUUUAUAAAAUUAUUAGCUUAAUUUCUUCCUUUUAAACAAAGAAUUGGCCCCAUUUACUUCCAUUGUAAGUGUCUCACUGUAACAUUGAUUUUUGCAUUUUUCAAGAAAAGCAGAAAUGAGACUAAAUACAUUUUUGUGGUAAUAUUAUACCACAAAUGCUAAUGUUAAUUGAGCUUGACUUGUAUUGAGCCCGGAAUAUUCCUUUAACUGUGCUGACAAAUCCAUGCGGAUAACGGUUUGGAAUUGUACAGAACCGCGCUGAAGUGGAAAUGCUUUUCAAUAUUUAAUAGUUGUUUGCCGUGCACAGAACCAUUUGACCCGAUGGUAGAAAAGUGCUUUAUUUGCUUAAAUACUUGAGCAUCCUGUAAUAUUUGCAGUAAGUGUCUAUUGCGUUUAUGUUAGUUUUUUUUUUUAAUCCCUGCUGGUGAGGAAUCUCUUUGGGGUUUCAGGACUUGAGAACUUAUGAUUGACGUUGGCUCUUGCUGACAACAAAACUGCCAAAAAUGAUUUUAGUCCCUUUAGUAGCCCCAAGAAUGUUGCACUGAGAUUACAGGUACUUCCGCAUCUCUAUCUUGUAGGUACAUACAUAACCUUUAGAUCUUCUGGUCAGACAGUUUCCCAGCAGAGGGGCAGUUUUUGGAGCUGUUACUGCUAGUAUGGUUUUUGUUGUUUUUAUUUCAGUAUGCCUUGAACCAAAUUAGUGGCUUAAUAAAAUUAUUAUAAUUUUUUUACUGCACCAUAUGAAGUUUUCGUGAGAUGAGAAGUUGCGUUUGAACUUUGUUUUCAGACCAUACUUUUUUUUUUUAUCAUUUCAUUUUUAAUUACUAUUCUACUAUUUUGUAAUAUUAAUGCAAGUCUGUUUGUGUUUAAAAGUGUACAAUAUUUCGCACAGUAUACCAAUUUGUGCUGUGAUACUGUCACUUUAAAAUCAUGUGUGUACAGUUAGUUAUACAUAGAAUACGUGGAAAUGGCAAUGUUUUAUUUCAUUUUGCAUUCCUGUACAUGUCAGAAUUUAUUUUUGUUUACUGAUGCGAAUAUUACUGUGAGCAGUGCCAUAUGUUAAGAUAUGUCCAUACUUUUGUUCUACUACCCAGAAAAAAAGGCCUUGCUAGUGUAAAGAGUGAAUGAUAUCCGGGUGCAAGAUCCCUCACAACUUUCCAUGGUCACUUAAAGGGAUCGUUCACUCAAAAAUGAAAAUUCUCUCAUAGUUUACUCGCCCUCAUGCCAUCCCAGAUAUGUAUGAUAUUCUGUCUUCUGCUGAACACAAAGAUUUUUUAGAAGAAUAUCUCUGCUCUGUAGAUCCAUACAAUGAAAGUAUACUAAACUUUGAAGCCCAAAAAAAGCACGAAGGCUAUAAAGCUCCACUUUCAAACAGACCUCCUAAAUGUUGUUCUAUCCAAGGGUUUCUUUGUCUUUUGUUUUAUGCAAUUUUGUUUGUGAAUAUUGCUACUGUGCAGAGAGGAGAAUUUAUAGGGAAAAAGGACUUAAAUAUUGGUCUGUUUCUCCCCAACACCCAUCAUAUCGCUUCUGAAGAUAAAUAUUUAACCACUGGUGUUGUAUUAAUAACUUUUAUGUUCCUUGUAUUUGCUUUUUGAGCUUUCAAAGUUCUGGUCAACGUUCACUUGCUUUGUAUGGACCUACAGAGCUCAAAUAUUCUUUUAAAAAUCUUUCUUUGUGUUCUGCAGAAGAAAGUAAGUCAUACACAUCUGGGAUGGCAUAAGGGUGAGUAAAUGAUGAGAGAACUUUCAUUUUUGCGUGAACGGUCCCUUUAACGCUUCUUUGGUUUGGUCAGUGGCAUCAUAGUGAAUAUCUGUCCAUUACUGGAAUGUCUCAAAUCAGACCACAAGAGGGAGCUCUCUCCUCAUUUUGCCAUAACUUACCCGAUUAUGUCAGGAUCUCUUUCUUUUGUGCUAAUUCUCAUAUCACUUAGAAAGUAUGCACAGCGCUAUACUUUGAAUUAAAUGAAUAGAACAAACACAUUGUCUCAAAUGGUCAUUUGGCACCGUUAGUGCUGUCUAUGUGUCACUUUCUGUCUUCUAUACACAGUGAGGAACAACAAUUUGCUGGUCACUUGUCUUGUAUUAGAGGUGCGAACGUGUGCUGCCAAUGUUUUAAUGAAGAGAUGUAAACACCAAUUAUUGAAAUCAAAGUGCAGAAUUGGGGGAAACCCUCUUGAUAAUGAGACUGCUUUGAAGAGGUUUUUAGAUGCUUGGUCAAUGAGAUGAAAACGUAAUUUUUCUACGUAAAUUAAACGUAUGAUUGGUUGUCCAAUAUCGAGCCCUCAGCCGAAUUGAAGUUUUAGUGGCCCAUGUAAGUUUGAGAGAAUGUUUUAUUUACGAAGAUUCUUUUUUAUUAAUUUAUAUAAAUGUACUUAUUAUUUUACAAAGAAAUCCAUCUUCAAUCAAAAAUGAGAUUUAAAAGGGUCUGGUCAAAUAUUGUUAUUUUGUAAUUUAUUG
This is a messenger RNA of Xyrauchen texanus (razorback sucker), 8332 nucleotides long. It is a transcript of the gene cbl, whose product is annotated as Cbl proto-oncogene, E3 ubiquitin protein ligase. Lineage: Eukaryota; Metazoa; Chordata; Actinopteri; Cypriniformes; Catostomidae. Bases 323 to 3037 code for a protein of 904 amino acids. The transcript is spliced from 16 exons. Gene Ontology annotation, cellular component: membrane raft; plasma membrane. Gene Ontology annotation, molecular function: phosphotyrosine residue binding; ubiquitin protein ligase activity; SH3 domain binding. Gene Ontology annotation, biological process: cell surface receptor signaling pathway; negative regulation of epidermal growth factor-activated receptor activity. The record is from RefSeq and is a predicted model, not a curated record.